Molecule: messenger RNA, 3534 nt
Organism: Stylonychia lemnae
Lineage: Eukaryota; Ciliophora; Spirotrichea; Sporadotrichida; Oxytrichidae
Source: the annotation of a GenBank genome assembly
AUGGGAAACUGUGGAGGAGGAAAUAAAAAUUUGUCUCUCAAUGAUUAUAUGAAAACUUAUCAUCCUCCAGAGAUAAAAAUAGACACUAAGAACUUUGAAUUGAGAAAAUCAUCUAUUGGUGGGUUGAGUGGCAACAUUAUUAAUUCACAGCCAGUUUAGUUGGAAGAACCAGUAAAGGGUGAAAACGAAAAUAAAGUUAGCAGAGUUAGAAUUACUAAGCCUAUGAAAGAAGAGUAAAUGAGAUUAUCAAAUAGGUCGUCGAUCAGAGUCUACUAGAUUAAUCAAGAGUCCAUUUUGAGAAACAAGAGACCAGAAAAUAUUGCGCCCUAGCCCUAAUUCUUCAAUGAUUCUAAUCCGUAUGACAUUAACUUGCUUGAUAGAAAAGAGGCGAUUUUGUUUUAGUAGAGUUGCUAUAAGUAUAACUUUAACGACUUUAACCCUUAUGCUGAGAGACAUAUCAUGAUUACUAAAAACUCCAUCAGAGUUUUUGAAAGUAAGAAAGCAGCAAUCUCCCUCUAUGGAAAGCCCCUGAUUGCAAUCCCAUUCAUAGCAGUAGAGAAAAUUGAAAGAAUCAAGUUUGACUAUAACGAUGACACUCGCAUGGAAAAUGUUGAUCCAAAGACUAUGCUGCUUAACAAGAAUAUGUUUGAAUUCUUAUUAAAAGAUGACUUUUUGCCUAUUUACACUCACUAUAACUAUCAGAAGAUGUUCAAGGAUUCGUCUAUGGCUAUGGAUAUUUCACCUGAUAGAAGAAGGUCCACAAGCAAUAUGAAUAGUAGUCCAAGAAAAUCUACUUUAAGCUCAAAGAUGGAUCUUGGGUCAAGAAUGAGUAUUACUCUAGGAAGACCAAGUCUUGGAGUUGAUUUGCAUAAAAGAACCACUCAAGAACUUAAAGACUCCCCUAGCAAGUAAUCAAAGAUAGUUAUGAGAUAUAUCAAUACCUAUUCAGAUGUUGGGCCACUCCUCUCCCCAAAAUCAGUUACAUAGCAAAGUCUCUCAGAGAUUGCAAAAACAAUUGACAAAAAGGAAAUCUGGAGAAGAAAUGAUAGUAGAAUGAUAUUUUCAGUGGAAGAUUCAUAAACCAUAGAUGAAGUCAUUGAGCAACUCUGCAGAAUACUCAAUAACUAAGGCAGUAAUAAGUAAACAGCCAACUGGGAAAUAAGGUACUUAUUCUCUUUAUAAUAAUUACUAGAGUCUUGGAUGGAUUUGUAUUCAACAAAAACACCAGGGGGAAACGGAGCCUAAUCAGUUUUUAUGACUGAAGUGAGCACCACUAUCGCUGGAACUACAGUUAAGAAAACACCAUCCACACUUAGGUAGACUAUGUAAACUAAGUCAUCUAAGUUAGGCUUACCCUCUCUAAUCAAUAACUACAAUUCAACAGCCUAGUUGUAGAGGAAUUUAGUAUUUCCCAGUAUAAAGAAAAGCGUCAGUCUGCUAAAUCUCAGAGCACAGAGUGUAUAAGGACCUAAGAAAACUAGGCAAAUUGACAUAUAAAAGCUAACAAUGCUUGCUUAGCCUAAGUUUACCCAUGAAGAUAAGCCUAUCAUACCAAAGCCUGGUGAAGAGACCGAGCUAGACAAAGAGAUUAAAAUGACAAAAGAAGAAGCUGCCGAGGAUAUAAAUGAAAUGUAUGCAGUUUAAGGAGCCUUAGGUGUGAAUAAUUACAUACAAAAUAUUGAGAGGUAUCAAUCAGUCAAGGAUAGAAUAAGCUAGUUUUAGCUUCUGCUUCAAUAAAAGAUUAAGGAAUAUAAUGAUAUCAAUUUCCAAAGAAAAGAUCUCUAAACUGCAUUGGAUGAAUUAAGGAAAUAGCUUGGUCUUUUAGAACUUCAAGUUAUCAAUAAUGAAAGCUGUGUAGAAAAAAUAGGAGAAUUAAUAAAGGAAAGUCAAGAUUGCCAAUAAAGAUUAGACAUGGAACUACUUCACAGUGAAUAGCUAAAUCAUAUUAUAGAAAGAGACAAGCUAAUGAUACUUUACAUGAAAUAGCCAAUCGAAUAGAAAAAAGCUGAUAUGCAAUAGAUUUUAAACUCAAUAAUCAGCAUUAAGUCUCUGAAAAAUAAAAUGCAAAAGGAGAUAUCUCACUUUGAAAAGUUUAAGUCAGAGACUCUAGGUACUUCAAGCAAUUAGAAGAAGAUAAAAGACUUCUAAAAGACUGACUUUUUAUUGGACAUUUACUAUAAGACAAUGAUUGAUGAAGUAUACCAGAAGUAGAUAAAAAUGAUUGAAGAUAAGGAGAAAGAGAUUAAGCAAAAGAAGAUUGAGGAGUAAACCUAGAAAUUACUUGAAUAGCAAGAUAAAUUACUGGCUGAAGAAAAAAGGAGAGGUGAAACUGAUAAGAAAAAAAUUAAAUUUUAGGAGGAUUUUUUGCAGUUAUCUGCUAAAUGUAAUGUCAACAAGAUAUCAGAUUUGGUGCUUUAUCGAAAUGAAUAGUCAAAUUAAAAGAAAGAUCUGAAAGAGAUAGCUGAAGAAUUUCAGAAUUAGGCUGAGGAGAAAUAGUAGAGAUUAAAGUCUCUUCAUAAUGAACUUGAAAGAUUAAAGUUUCAAGCAUCAGAAAAAAAGAUGCAGGAAUAUUAAGAGAAAGCUGAGGAGGAUUAAAAAAAGAGAAAACUUCUUUCAGAUUCAGAGAGUCAACCUACUUAUCAUUAUGAUCCAGAAAAGCUCAGAGAGGAAUAUACCUUGAAAAUGAAGAAAAUGAAGGAAGUAGUUGCUACAGCAAUUAUGUCUAUAGCUAGAGUAGCUCAUCAGCUAAAAGAGGAUACUAAAGUAACACCUAAAAAUGCAGAUCAAAAACUAAGUGUCUGUGGACUCAGGCUUGAGCAUAUGGUAGCAACUCUUUACAAGAAGAAGCCUACUUUCAAUAUUGAAAGUGUGAACACAGAUUACAGUUCAGACUUACCUCCUCAUUUCCUAGGAAUUGUUAAUGGAAUCUAUGUUAAUCCCCCGAUUAUUGAAAAUGAUGAAAAUGAAUUGGAGAAAUUGUACAAUAAGCCAACCUAAAUAACUGAAGUUGAUGAGGAAAAUGAGUUCGUUAAUGACGAAUACUCUAAACAUAAGAGGCUAACUAAGGCUCUGGCUUAAUAGGCUAGUAAUAAUGGCCAACCUCUGUUUAUUUAAAUACCAGAUAAGCAAAAUAAACCAAACAAUCAAUAGCAAAGUCAAGAUAAUAGAGCCUAGCUAGCCAAGAGUUUGGGUAAAUUUUUCAGAGAUCAAAUAAAGUAAUAAAAGAACAAGUAAGAGUAGUAGUCUUAACAAGAACAAACCAAUACCAUAAAUAGAGGCGAGAAGUAUGAUAUUAUCAUGAAUGUGCUUAAUAAGGGACAACUUAAGCCUUCUGCAAGCUAGUAAGUAGUCAUGAUAAAUGAGAAGGAUAAGGAAAUCAUGGAGACUAAAUCACAGAUCUAGAAACAACUUUCAAAAAUAGUACAUAGAACUUGGUAUAUCUUCGAUCCAGAAAAGAAAAAUAAAGCCAAAGACACCUUUAAGAAAGGACAGACAAAUAUUGCCAAAUCUUAAAAUCAAAACACUAGUUUAUGA